AUGAACGUGAACCAGAUUAGCUCAGAACGCAGAAAAGAGAAGUCAAGAGAUGCAGCCCGGUGCCGGAGGAGCAAGGAAUCUGAAGUAUUCUACGAGCUUGCUCAUCAGCUGCCCCUGCCCCACACCGUGAGUGCACACCUGGACAAGGCAUCCAUUAUGAGACUGACCAUCAGCUACUUGCGCAUGAGAAAGCUGCUAGAUGCUGGUGAGCUGGAGACAGAAGCCAAAAUGGAGAAGGAACUGAACUGUUUCUACUUGAAAGCUCUUGACGGAUUUGUCAUGGUUCUGUCUGAAGACGGGGACAUGAUUUACAUGUCUGAAAACGUGAACAAGUGCAUGGGACUCACUCAGUUUGAGUUGACGGGGCACAGUGUAUUUGAUUUCACUCAUCCAUGUGACCAUGAAGAGCUGAGAGAAAUGCUUACACACAGAAAUGGUCCUGUGAAAAAGGACAAAGAGCAAAACACGGAGCGCAGCUUUUUUCUCAGAAUGAAGUGUACACUGACUAGCAGGGGAAGAACAGUGAAUAUUAAGUCUGCUACAUGGAAGGUACUCCACUGCACUGGACACAUUCGUGUGUACGACACAUGUGGUAAUCAGACUCACUGUGGCUACAAAAAGCCUCCCAUGACGUGUCUGGUGUUGAUCUGUGAACCUAUUCCUCAUCCAUCAAACAUUGAGGUCCCCUUGGACAGUAAAACGUUCCUCAGUCGUCACAGUCUUGACAUGAAAUUUUCCUAUUGUGAUGAAAGAAUUACAGAGCUGAUGGGGUAUGAGCCAGAGGAACUCCUGGGUCGCUCCAUUUAUGAGUACUAUCAUGCCCUGGAUUCUGAUCAUCUGACCAAAACACACCACGACAUGUUCACAAAAGGGCAGGUGACAACAGGACAGUACAGAAUGCUUGCUAAACAAGGUGGCUAUGUCUGGGUUGAAACUCAAGCAACUGUUAUAUACAACACUAAGAAUUCUCAGCCACAGUGCAUAGUGUGCGUAAACUAUGUUUUGAGUGGAAUUGUUCAGAAGGACUUGAUUUUUUCCCUUGGACAAACUGAGUGUAUGCUGAAACCAGUGGAGUCUCCUGAUAUGAAAAUGACCAAAAUAUUCAGCAAAGAUGACCUGGAUGAUACCAAUAGCCUAUUUGAAAAACUUAAACAGGAACCAGAUGCUUUAACUGUGCUGGCCCCAGCUGCUGGAGACACAAUUAUCUCUCUAGAUUUCAGCAGUAAUGAGUCUGAUGAACAACAAUGUGAUGAAGUUCCUUUGUAUAACGAUGUAAUGCUCCCCUCAUCCAGUGAGAAAUUGCAGAAUAUAAAUAUGGCAAUGUCCCCACUACCUGCCUCUGAAACUACAAAGCCACUUCGUAGCAAUGCUGAUCCUGCACUCAAUAGAGAAGUUGUAUCAAAGCUGGAGCCAAACACAGAGCCACUCGAACUUUCUUUUACCAUGCCUCAGGUGCAAGAGCAGCCAACCAGCCCUUCUGAUGCAAGUACCAGCCAAAGUUCACCUGAGCCCAGUAGUCCCAACGACUACUGCUAUGAUGUGGAUAAUGAUAUGGCUAAUGAAUUCAAACUGGAAUUAGUGGAGAAACUCUUUGCAAUAGAUACAGAAGCAAAAAAUCCAUUCUCUGCUCAGGAAACUGAUUUAGACUUGGAGAUGUUGGCUCCUUACAUCCCAAUGGAUGAUGACUUCCAGUUGCGCUCCUUUGAUCAGCUAUCUCCGCUGGAAAGCAGUUCUUCUGGCUCUCAAAAUACAGCUACCAUUACCAUAUUUCAGCAGAUUCAGACACCGUCAAGUACUGCUGAUGAAACAAAACCCGUGGUAGAACGCGUGGAUGAUGUGAAGACGCUAAUUGUUCCUUCAUCUCCUGUCCACAUAAUCAGUGAAACGAGUAGUGCCCCAGCAUCACCUUAUGGUGGGAACAGGAGUCGAACUGCUUCUCCGAUCAGAACAGGAAAAGGAACAUUGGAUCAGACGAAAAAAUCUUCUCCAGGAGUGCCCAGUUUGCUAACAGUCACUCUGAACAAAAGAUCUACUGCAAUGGAUGAAGAACUAAAUCCAAAGAUGCUAGCUUUGCAUAAUGCUCAGAGAAAACGAAAAAUGGAACAUGAUGGUUCACUUUUUCAGGCAGUUGGAAUUGGGUCUCUAUUCCAGCAGACAGGUGGCCGUGGAGGAAAUGCAUCACUUGCCUGGAAACGUGUGAGGGGAUGUAAAACAAAUGGUCAUAACGGAGGGGAGCAAAAGACAAUCAUUCUACUAUCAACUGACAUAGCAAGUAAACUUCUAGGGCAGUCGAUGGACGAAAGUGGACUACCCCAACUCACGAGUUAUGACUGCGAAGUAAAUGCUCCCAUACAAGGCAACAGAAACCUGCUACAGGGUGAAGAACUGCUCAGAGCUCUGGAUCAAGUUAACUGAGCUUUCACAAUACUUGUUCCUUUUUUGGACACUGGUGAAUCAUCACCUAAAGCAGUCUAUUUAUAUUUUCUAUAUCUGAUUUUAGAAGCCUGGCUACAGUACUGCACUAAUUCAGUUAGUUCAGUUUUGAUCCCCUUUCUACUUAUUUUGACAGUCUUUUUAAUAUGUUCUUUAUGUAACAAUAACUCAGACUAUAGUGCAUUUUUAUAAUUCUUUGGUACAUACACUUUUAUGUCCAUUACAUUUAAAGCACCCUUGCAAUAGCAGCUUUGAAAUAUGCACCUGAUUUAAAAAAAAAAAUAUUUAUUUUUUGGCU
Messenger RNA from Opisthocomus hoazin, 2731 nucleotides. Lineage: Eukaryota; Metazoa; Chordata; Aves; Opisthocomiformes; Opisthocomidae. The record is from RefSeq and is a predicted model, not a curated record.